Messenger RNA from Camponotus floridanus (Florida carpenter ant), 1898 nucleotides. Its product is annotated as arrestin domain-containing protein 17. Gene Ontology annotation, cellular component: cytoplasm. Lineage: Eukaryota; Metazoa; Arthropoda; Insecta; Hymenoptera; Formicidae. The coding region runs from base 173 to 1339 and encodes 388 amino acids. The transcript is spliced from 7 exons. The record is from RefSeq and is a predicted model, not a curated record. Gene Ontology annotation, biological process: protein transport.
UAACGUUUCUGACUCCCACGAGUAGCUCAAUAUAGCGUGAGGGACACAAGCGGCGUAACAAGGCUGUAGCAUCAGUAUAAUAUGUUGAAUCAUCGGUAAAUACGCAACGCAAAUGGAGUAAUCGGAGACUUGAAAACAGGAAAAACCGGAAAAGUGAGACAAAUCAAUCAAUAUGGGUCUCAAAGACUUUCGGAUAGUAUUUGACAAUCAAUGGAGUACGUAUUAUCCGGGACAAACUGUGACAGGUAACAUCAUCAUCGUCCUGGACAAAACAAAGAAAAUUCGCGGUAUAAGUGUGAAAAUAAAAGGGGAAGCGAAUACUCGUUGGACGACUGACAAACAAGAGAUGGAUGAGAAGGGACAAUAUCGAGAUGAAACUCAAACUGUUACGGCGCAUGAAGAAUAUUUCGAAACGAAAUAUUAUUUGAUUGGAUCGUCCUCGGGUGGAGAAAUUGAAAUACAAUCAGGAGAACACAAAUUUCCAUUUACAUGUUCUUUACCAACAAACUUACCAACCAGCUUCGAAUCUGACUUUGGAUACAUUCGAUAUAUCGUCAAAGCUACUUUGGAUCGGCCUUGGAAAUUCGAUCAAGACGUUAAGAGUCCUUUUACAGAACCUGUAAGAGAAGAAAUGACCAAGACAUUUUGUUGCUUAUGCUGUGGCACGCCACCUUUAACCGUAAACUUUUCAUUACCAGUUCGAGGAUAUGUGCCUGGCCAAUCAAUGCCGAUAAAAAUAAAUGUGGAAAAUCAUUCAAACAUUAUUGUAAACAGCAUUAAGCUCGUCCUCUGUAAGAUUGUGACUUUUCGCGCUACUACACCACAUACAGACACCAAAGAGGAGGAAAUUGUAGUGACAGAAGUCAGCAAAGGACCAGUUGAGGGGGGUGGAAUCGCCGAUUACGAGCAAUAUUUGGACAUUCCGCCUCUUCCACCAUCGAAUCUUGCUAAUUGCCACAUUAUCGAUCUUGAAUAUAAUUUAAAAGUUACAGCAUGUGUCGAAGGAUGGUACCAUCGAAAUUUAUCCGCCAAUACGCUUAUUUUCGUGGGAACAAUUCCGCUCGCUACUUACCAUGCUCCAAGUGCUCCGCCUGUUGAAACGGAUGGCGAUUAUUCAAUGAAAUCACCUGAAGCUGGUUUCGUAGUACCUUCGGCAAAUACUACGCUACCUCCAUUGCCAGAAUCCAAUUUGUAUCCAAAUUUACCUCCACCAUCUUAUGAGGAGUCAUUAAUCGGGGCUAAAAAUCUUCGCGAACGCGGGGAAUCAGAAUAUGUUUAUGGCCUGUCUAAUCGUUUCGCACCAAAAUAUCCAGUAUAUAAUUUUGCUCCCAUGCAAUAAAGGGAGAAAGAAAGAUACUGCUAUAUUAAGAUUAGCUUUUUGCAAAAUUCUAGAAAUACGUACUUUGCUGCUUUGGCAAUAAAAGUUUUUAAGAACGCACAUAAAUUACUAAAUAUUCGUAUAGCUUUAAAUACUUCUAAUCAACGUUUAUAAAAUAUAAUGAAUUAUAUAUGUUAUUAUAAAGUGUGCAACUUUUUGCGUCCAAUGAACAAACGCACAAUGCUUCUCUAUAGUCGGCAUUUAUAUUUUUUUACAUGUAUUGAGCAGAGGUUAAACUGUCUAACGGUAUAUUUAUUAAUAUUAAUAUAUUUAUAUAAAUAUAUACACGGAUGAUAAAAUACGUACGAUUUUAUAUAUAAAGUAUCGAUAUAUAAAAGUAUCGAUUCUCUCUCAUAAAACUAGAAUUAAUGAUUUCGAUGAUUUCGAUAAUUAGUGCACUAGCAAUUUGCAAUUGCGACACUUAAAAAGCAAUGCUGUAUAUAAGUACGUUGUGUGUGAUUAUUCAUCAUAGUCACAUAUAGUAACGUAAAGUAAAAUAAAAGAUCGAUUUCACCAUGAG